Brassica napus (rape) is the source of this 2282-nucleotide messenger RNA. RefSeq names its product putative cysteine-rich receptor-like protein kinase 39. The record is from RefSeq and is a predicted model, not a curated record. The transcript is spliced from 6 exons. Gene Ontology annotation, biological process: protein phosphorylation. Gene Ontology annotation, molecular function: ATP binding; protein kinase activity. Lineage: Eukaryota; Viridiplantae; Streptophyta; Magnoliopsida; Brassicales; Brassicaceae. The coding region runs from base 127 to 2169 and encodes 680 amino acids.
CAAUACAUAUUUUCUCAGUCUUUGGAAGUAAACCAAUACUCGUUUUCUCAUCUCACCUAUAUAAAGAGUACUAUACCAUAACGAAUUAACAAGUAAGAAAAGGAAAAAUAAAUUAUCAUUUUAAAAAUGGGGAAAUCCUUUGCUUUGGUGAUCAUUCUCAUAUCUUUUCUUCUUCUUCUUGUCCUUCAAAACCUCGAAGUCGUUAACGCCGUCGGGUGUACCGGAAGCUUUUACAACGAAAAUAGCACUUAUGUUCAGAAUCGCGACGAUAUAUUCUCUACACUUCCUAAUAAAGUAAUUGCCAACGGUGGAUUCUACAACGCUUCACUUGGCAACAGUCCCAACAGAGUUUACGCUCUUGUCCUUUGCCAAAGAGGCUACGAGCAACAAGAUUGUUUCAACUGUGUCCUUAGUGCAACUCGGGGUAUAAAAAAGGAUUGUCCAACCCGAAUGAAUUCGUACACGUGGGACAAAGACGUUGAAGACAAUGUUUCUUGUCUUGUACGUUCCUCAAUCCACUCAACUUUUGGGAACCUCGAGCUUGAACCUGCUGUUCAAUACCCAAGUCCAGAUGGUAUCGAUCCAUCUAAAAACAUGACCCUUUUCGAACAAGAGUGGGAUGGGAUGGUUAACCGGACUGUCGAGGCCGCCACGGGUGCUGAAACUUCCUCUGUACUUAAGUACCAUGGUGCCAUAGAAGCCGAGUUUACCGAGUUUGAAAAUGUCUACAUGCUGAUGCAGUGCACACCGGACAUAACUUCUCAAGAUUGCAAUAGAUGUUUGAGAGAAUGUGUGACGUUAUUUAAAAACCAGUUCUGGGGCAGACGAGGAGGCGAGGUCAAUCGUCCGAGCUGCUUUUUCAGGUGGGAUUUUUAUACAUUCCAUGGUGCUUUUGGUAAUGUUACUAGACUUCCUUCACCUCCGGCUCAGGAGAAGGGGAGCUCUGCAACAGACAAGAAAGGAAGAAGCACAAGGUCUUGGGUAACCAUCGCGAUAUUUGUGGUUCUUACUUUUAUUAAUGUAUUUGUAUCCAUCGGUCUCAUAAAGUUCUUUGCUCGGAGGAGAAAAUCAAACAACGGAAUCAAUGUUGAUAGUGAAGAGCACUCUGAGUCUGAUGGUCAACAUAUGCUACGGUUUAAUCUUGGUAUGAUCUUGACAGCAACCAAUAACUUCUCGUCUGAAAAUAAGCUUGGCCAAGGUGGAUUUGGUACUGUCCACAAGGGGAUAUUACCAAACGGGCAAGAGAUAGCGGUGAAGAGAUUAACAAAAGGUUCAGGACAGGGAGAUACAGAGUUUAAGAAUGAGGUUUCACUCUUGACAAGACUCCAACAUAGGAAUCUCGUUAAGCUUCUUGGUUUCUGUAGUGAAGGAGAUGAAGAGAUUCUUGUCUACGAGCUUGUCCAUAAUUCAAGUCUUGACCACUUUAUCUUCGAUGAAGAGAGGCGUUCACUUCUUUCAUGGGAGCUGAGAUUCAGAAUUAUAGAAGGCAUUGCUCGAGGUCUUCUUUAUCUUCAUGAAGAUUCUCAGCUGAAGAUUAUUCACAGAGACUUGAAGGCGAGCAACAUCCUGUUAGAUGCAGAGAUGAACCCUAAAGUUGCAGACUUUGGGACCGCAAGGUUGUUCGAAGCUGAAGAGACUCGAGCUGAAACAAGAAGAAUAGCUGGAACCCGUGGAUAUAUGGCUCCUGAAUACCUUAAUCACGGGAAAAUCUCAGCUAAAUCUGAUGUAUAUAGCUUUGGUGUUAUGCUUCUAGAGAUGAUAAGUGGGGAAAGAAACAGUAGCUUUGAAGGAGAAGGACUUGCAGCUUUUGUAAGCUUUUGUCCUGAAUUUUCUUUUAUCUUUAAACCUCUCUGUACAGAGUGUAAAACGUAUAUAUUCUUCGUGCAGGCAUGGAAGAGAUGGGUUGAAGGAAAGCCUGAGACUGUAAUUGAUCCUUUACUGAUGAAGGAUCCGAUAAACGAGAUCAUAAAGUUGAUCCAGAUUGGUUUAUUAUGUGUUCAAGAGAAUGCAGCAAAGAGACCAACUAUGAGGUUGGUAAUAGUUUGGUUUGGCAGUGAUACUAUCAUCAUUCCUUUACCUAAAGCUCCUGCUAUGAGUGGAAGUCAAUCUCAAUCUGAAGAUGGCACAAUGUCAAUGAGCAAUGACUCCACGGAGUUGAGUUGUCGUUGAAUUAUAAUGGUGAAACAAAAUGUUGUUUUAACAAAAAAAAGAAAAGAUUUAUUACACCAAAAAAAAGAAAAGAUUUAUGAGCGAUGCUUUUUUAUCAUAAAAAUUCUGUCAAA